CUAUAUCCUUUAAUAGCAUUUCCUAAAUUAGAAGAUAUGCAUCACUGUAACGUUUGGGGUAUAGAUUCUAUAUAAGCAAUGUUUUGUAGUAAUACAAAGACAACCUAUUUUUGCUGCCUGCUUUAAUCUUUCCAUGGUAUCAGAGCCAGGUUGAUCCACAAAUAUGGCAGGCAAUGAAACAUCGUUGGUUGCCGGCACUGAUGCGCCAUCACAUCCACCUCAAAAAACUGAUAAAAUAGAAAUAAAUUCUCCUUUUUUUCUUGGUCCUCAAGAUCGUCCUGGGGACUUCAUCACUCUCGCUCGUUUUACCGGAGAGAACUACGAUGAUUGGGCAGGUGAGAUCGAAACCGCUCUUCAAGCGAGACGUAAAUUUGGUUUUCUUGAUGGCACAAUCACCUCGCCAGAACCUCCUUGUACACAGGCAGAUUGGCUCACAAUUCAUGCUAUGCUUAUUUCAUGGAUUAUGAACACCAUUACUCCAGAGGUAAAAAUUACUCUCUCCAAAUAUAAAGAUGCCAAACGUUUGUGGGACACACUCAGAGAAAGAUUUGCUCUUGUUAAUGGUCCACAAAUUCAACAAUUAAAAAAGGCCCUUGCCAACUGCCGACAAACUAAAACGAUGAUCGUAGCUACCUAUUACGGAAAAUUAACAGCUUUGUGGGAAGAAUUGCAUACACAUGAGCCUUUGAUUACUUGUUCUUGCUGCACGCGAUGCACCGCGGGACGGGAUCAUGAACUUCGCCGUCAAAAAGAUAUGCUUCACCAAUUUUUAAUGGGAUUAUACGUCGAGUAUUACGGUCGGUUGCGAUCGACUAUUCUUACCCAAGACCCGCUGCCCUCUCUUAAUCGUGCAUACCAAUUGACGAUUCAAGAUGAACGUGCUCGUAUGGCAUCAGAAGUACCAGAUGAUACGGCAGAAGCCGUGGGUUUCGCUGUUCGUCCAUGUGGGCGCGGACAGGGCAGAUUCGAAAGGCCUGACAAAUCUCAUCUUUCUUGCACCCAUUGUAAGAAAACAGGUCACGAAGUAGCACAAUGCUUUGAGAAAAUUGGCUACCCCGAUUGGUGGGGGGAUCGUGCGAAGAAUGAUGCAGGCCGUGGAAAGUCAUUGGCUCCAGGAGGUCGUGGUCGUGGGGGGGCAGCGGCGUUCGUGCUAAUGCAGCAGCCACUGAACCUCUUGGAGCAUCAUCUGCCCAAGUGUUUACUGCAGAUCAAUGGAAAGCACUUGCAAGUGUUUUCGGUAAUAUGA
Molecule: messenger RNA, 1246 nt
Organism: Humulus lupulus (European hop)
Lineage: Eukaryota; Viridiplantae; Streptophyta; Magnoliopsida; Rosales; Cannabaceae
Exons: 1
Coding region: 164-1246 (360 amino acids)
Source: RefSeq, a predicted model, not a curated record